Messenger RNA from Colletotrichum higginsianum IMI 349063, 501 nucleotides. RefSeq lists its product as uncharacterized. NCBI's taxonomy places the organism in Eukaryota, Fungi, Ascomycota, Sordariomycetes, Glomerellales, Glomerellaceae. The transcript is spliced from 2 exons. The coding region runs from base 1 to 501 and encodes 166 amino acids. The record is from RefSeq and is a predicted model, not a curated record.
AUGUCAAUAAAGGGGCUCUCCAUAGAGAACGACUUGCCGCUGCUGUUCAGCCUAAUGGGCCUGAUCAACACGCUGCUAGAGAUACCUGGACCACGUCUCAACCAUGGAACUGACGUCGUUCUCGGUCACCGUGAAGGUGUAGCCUAUGCACCUCCCCUUCCAGUUGCCAGUCAUCUACAACAAGCCCGAGCAGCUCGACAUGAUGUCCUGCGCGAUCUCGAUGAUCCUCGUGGCCAUGAUCCUGACGCAGACCCCGGUGCAGAAGAUCCUCACCUUCCCGGCCGCCUUCGACUGCGGUGUGUAGUACGGGUCCAAGAACCCCCUAUGGCACGGGUCCGGCCUGUGGUCCUCGUCGGCGAUCUCGGUCCUGUCGUCGUCUCCGUCGCGGACUCAAUCGACACCAGGUUGUUGACCUCGAUCAACCCGGGGGUCGUGUACGCGCAUGUGAUCGUCUCCAGGGGCUUGUACAUGGUCUUCCAGAACUCGCUCCCCGACGAGUAG